AUGCCGACCCAUGUCCUCUCUCCUCCCAACGCGUCUCCUCGCCUCAAGGGACUGCAAAUCUGCCAGCUUGGCGUUGUUAGCCUGACUUUUGUGUACACGUUCCUCGCAGCCGUCAUUCCGAGCAAGCACAAGGCGUUCACGUUCUCGCUGCUCUACGGCUUGAUUCUGACGAGCAUCACAACCUCGAUCCUCAUCAACAAGGAGCUGAAGGCUAGUGUCCGCGGUCUUCUGACCAAGGACAAGUAUGCCAAGUACCAGCUUUGGAAGAUCGCCGCUGGCUUCGUGAUGUACUUCAUCGCCUUCAUCGCCUUCACUAUCACACCCGGUGGCAACGAGAAGCUGGGUCGCAACGAGAGCGGUCUGAUCAUGAACGGCGUUAAGAUCAACACCUUCCAGUCCAUCAUCCUGUGGACAAGCACCUUCAACUGGAUCUUUAUGUGGGCCAGCUUGUUCUACUCUUGCUGCAUGACUAGGCGCGAAACCGGCGAGAUCCGUCUUGAAGGCGAGGAGGCGACCAUCGGUCUGGGUCAGGACAACACUGCCAAUGACGAGGCUUAUACUAGGCGUCUCUAG
Molecule: messenger RNA, 573 nt
Organism: Didymella exigua CBS 183.55
Lineage: Eukaryota; Fungi; Ascomycota; Dothideomycetes; Pleosporales; Didymellaceae
Exons: 2
Coding region: 1-573 (190 amino acids)
Source: RefSeq, a predicted model, not a curated record